AUGGCUGAUAUAACAGUUUACAUACCUGAUAUUCCUGUGGACGUCGAUGACGAAGAACUCGAAGAACAAAUCAAGACUCGUUUGAAGACAGCCCAUCGCCUAGAUGUACAAAGUGUCCAAUGUUAUUCCACACUGGGUGUCGCUGUCAUCAAUAUGCUACAUGAAGAUGACAAACAUUACCUGAUUACCGAGCUUGAGACAACUGUCCUUUCCAAGAAUAGUGGCACUAAUAUAACAUUUGUCGAAGAACUCGAACUUGACUCUUACAUCGUAAUUGGUUCAGAACUCAAGAAGGCUCUUUCGGCUGAUGAAGUUGCUCAAAGGUAUGCAAACGCAUAUAAAACAUCAAAGACUCGUCGUUGCGAAAUCGUCUCCGAUCAGUUCCCUAAUGUCUUUCGAAUCUGUUACAAGCAGCUCGCUGAACUAAUCCAAGCAGCCUCCUCACCCGACUUCAGAAUCGAGGCUGCGUUUGCUACUGUUUAUCCACGUGCUGACUGUUGUUUUUUCGAAGACUUACCAACAAACACUAAUAACGAAAAACUCUUGUCAGCUAUUGCUGCUCAACUUGGUGAACCUUCACUACACAAAACUUCACUCUAUACACAGUACAAUAAACAAACUGGUAAUGCGAUUGUGAUAGCAUCCAAGUCUCUCAGGAAGUGGACAAAAGAGGCUACACUAAAAAUCGAUGAACAUUCCAUAUCCAAAAAACAUAAACUUUCCUACCGAGUACUCAUUUCACCCGUUCACAAUGAUACCGAAGUUGAGAAAAUACUUCACCACAAACUAUUUUACAACCGAGUUGCAUCACAUAAACGUGUUAAUGACAAACUCAUCAUUGAAUUGAACGAUAUAAAUCAUUUUCAUGAAUGUUUGGACAUUGGAGGCUUCGGAAUAGAUGG
Adineta ricciae is the source of this 902-nucleotide messenger RNA. The record is from the annotation of a GenBank genome assembly. NCBI's taxonomy places the organism in Eukaryota, Metazoa, Rotifera, Eurotatoria, Adinetida, Adinetidae.